Zingiber officinale is the source of this 1975-nucleotide messenger RNA. RefSeq lists its product as uncharacterized. Bases 343 to 1623 code for a protein of 426 amino acids. The record is from RefSeq and is a predicted model, not a curated record. The transcript is spliced from 3 exons. NCBI's taxonomy places the organism in Eukaryota, Viridiplantae, Streptophyta, Magnoliopsida, Zingiberales, Zingiberaceae.
CUCGUUACUUUAAUGGGUCAGAACUACAACAGGACAAGUAAUUUGACACCAGGCGAGAAGCCACCUGGCAUCCUCCGGCGACCCGCUUUUGUUUUUUCUCAUCCAUCGCCUUUGCCCUCUCCGUAUGCAGCAUUGUUCUUAUUCGUUUCGAUUCCAUUCUUAUCGAUCGUAAUUGCAUGCAUCUGCAAAUUUGACCCCAAAGAAAAGUUGUUGAAAAAUCACGUUCAGUUCAUCCAAAUCAUCCACUGCCUGUGAACGAACCAAUUCUAAGUUUGUGUUACUCUGCUUCGAGCUCAGCAAUUCGUCGAUCACAUCGUCUGCCCAAAUUUUGGGAGCUCUGCGAUGGCAAGGAAGGAGGCGGCGUCAUUCCUCCCGGCGAUGAAGUCGCACCUGGAGUGCGACGGCGACGAGCUCUUCGGACUCCGGUCCUGCCUCCGGUGGAUGUGCCUCGACCAGUCGAACGCCGGCCUGGCGGCGGUCUCGUGGGUGGUUUUCUUCGUCCUCGCGGUGGCUGUCCCCACCGUGUCCCACUUCGUGCUCUCUUACCGUCCGCACCGCCGCCCUUACGACCUCGUCGUCCAGCUUUCCCUCAGCGCUGCCGCCGCCCUCUCCAUUCUCUCCCUCUCCGCCGCCACCCGCCGCCGUGGUUUCUGCCGCUUUCUCUUCCUCGACAAGGUCGCAAUGGAGAGCGCGCAUGCGCGCGCAGCGCACUCAGCCCAGCUCCGCCGGUCGUUUCGCUUCCUGGCCCUAUUCCUGGCGAGUUGCUUCGCCGCGGAGGUGACCUACAAGAUCUGGUGGUACGCCUUCAGCGUCGAUCGAAUCCCCUUUUGGAAGGACCCGGUGGCUACGGGGUGCGUGGCGUGCGUGCUGGAGCUGACGUCGUGGGCGUACCGCUCGGCGAGCUUCCUGGUAGCUUGCGCGGUGUUCCGAUCCACCUGCCGCCUCCACAUCCUGCGGCUGCAAGAAUUCGCAGCGGUGUUCCGGGAGGAGUCGGAGGUGAUGCCAGUGCUGAAGGAGCACCUCCGCUUGAGGCGGCAGCUCAAGAUCAUCAGCCACCACUUCCGCGGGUUCAUCCUCUCGGGGAUGGUGUUGGUGACGGCCAGUCAAUUCGCCGCAGUCUUGGUCACCACCCGCCGGCAUUCCGACGACAACCUCUUCAACACCGGCGAGCUCGCGCUCUGUUCAAUUGUUCUCGUCACUGGUUUACUCAUAUGCUUGCGCAGUGCGGCCAAGAUCACCCACAAAGGCCAAGCACUCACAAGCCAUGCAGCAAAAUGGCAUGUCUGCGCCACGAUCGACUCUUACGCCGUCGAUCCCGUGACACCCUCUGAGGCCAGUGCCAUGGCGGCCCCCCAAUUCCCACAUGCCGAUGACUACUCGGACGAGGAAGAAGGCGGCGGCAGCAGCGAGGAGGAUGAACUCGAAGGAACAAAGAUCGUGCCGACGCAUGCGCACACCAUUUCCUUUCAAAAGAGACAAGCACUUGUGACAUACUUGGAGAAUAACAGAGCAGGGAUUACGAUAUUUGGAUUCACAGUGGACAGGACUUGGCUUCACACCGUGUUUAUGCUUGAAACUAGUCUGUUCUUGUGGCUUUUGGGCAAGACAAUUGGGAUCUCCUAAACCAGAUCAUGUCCGCAUGACUGCACGGUUUAGAUCGUGCUUGUUAUUUGUUAAUUCUUCCAAAAAAACGAUGGAGGUUUGAGGUUUGCUUUCAUUGGAUUGUGAAUACAUUGAUUGUGAGGUUUCUUUAAUCUAUCAUUUUGGCGUUAAGAGUUAGUCUAAUGUAAUUAAUCUUAUCAGUUUACAUAGAAGUUACUGGAAUCUUAAAUAACAGGGUUUUAAGGUCUCUUCGUAGUUUGGGAGUUGUAAUUGCGUGCCUUCUUAAUGUGAGUCAGAGUUUUAAAUGCGGACUAGAGUUUUAUACAUGUAAAUAUGUUAUUGGUUUUCUUAAUGAAAUUGGUAUGCCAGAUUG